AUGUCGACCACGAGUGCCUCCGUCACGUCAAACAGGUUACUAUAUAAUGGUCCAACUUAUACUCAUAAUCAUGCCCAACUUGGAGACCUUACAGGGCGUUCCAUCAACUUCCGUUAUCUUGAAAAGCCGUCAUCAUCGUCGACAACAACAACAACAGUCCAAUUUCGCUCGAUUCCAUAUGCACUGGUCCCGAAGCGAUUCGCCCCGUGCAAACCAUUGACAGACAUCCCCUCUGAAUUUGAUGGCCGACCGCAUCUGGACUUCACACAAUUUGGAGCGGCCUGCCCUCAACUUGGCGGCAUGGGUCCUACCUGGUUCGACUCUUACGGUGGUCCGCUGCCUGAUGACCAAGGCAUUGCCUUCGACGAGUUCACUUGUCUCAAUCUGACCAUUUCCGUGCCGCAACAGCACCUUCUCGACAUCUCCGAGGGCAAAAACCCGAAGGCACUUCCAGUAAUGAUGUAUGUCUUUGGCGGUGGAGCACAAGAAGGCAUUGGAAACGUCGAUGGCCUCCAUUCGAACGCGCCGCUGGCAGCAUAUGCGUCCUCAAUUUCCAUGCCUGUCAUCACCGUCAACAUCGGCUACCGUCUCAACUGGUUCGGCGGUCUGAUCUGUAACGACAUGCUGGAGGAGUACAAGUCUGAUGCCAAUGCGUCUCCGCAUGGGCCGUUCAAUUACUUCAUUCAAGACCAGCGCGCCGCAUUCGAAUGGAUCCACAAAUUUAUCGGUCGCUUUGGCGGAGACCCCUCGAACAUUACAGCCUUUGGCGAGUCAGCCGGAGGCAUCUUCUUGGUCUACCACAUUGCCGGGUCAAGGGAGAGACUCUUCAAUCGCGCAAUCAUCCAGUCCGGCACCAUCCUCGGCCACAUGCCGUUCGAGCAGAAGGAGAUGGAAUAUCAAGGCCUCCUUAAAACGUUCAACAUCACUGGCUCGACCGCCAGCGAAAGGCUAGAGCAAAUCCGACAAAUCCCAGCAGAAGCCCUAAUAAAGUACCCCGGCGCCCACAUAUUUCUCCUUGUUGACGACAUCCCAGGUCUGAGGAUCCCUAAGCCACUUUUCCCACGCGGACCUGCCACAUACACCAGCCAGACAGCCUUGAUCCGAUCCUGCGAAUGGCUGGAGGACCUUAUCAUCGGCGACGACUUCUGGGAAGGUCACGUCUUUGCCGACUACCUCCGUCCCGCGAAGGCGCCAGACUUCGUGGCUGUUGUCAAGUCCGCGCUCCCCGAACCACACGCCACUAAGAUACUAGAAGCAUACGACAUGCCCACGUCUGCCGAUGCAGCUGCGACGGCCGACCACAAUCUCUUCUAUCACAGUCUGACCUACUUCGUAGGCGAUAUCAUGUUCUCAAGCUGGUACCACAGACUGGCUGCCGACCUCGGGCGCGACAAGAAACGCAAAAUCUAUCGUUACGCAUUCGGUCUGUCAAACCCGUUCUUUGGGUCUCAGCAUAAUUUCGUCACGGGGCACCACUUCCUUGAAAUACUGUUCAUCUUCCUCACGCUGAUGGACAGAUAUCCGAAACAUCGGGAUAACUGGCUCGCUAAACAGGCGUGUGAGACAGCGAAACGGUGGAUCAAGUUCGCCAACGGCCACGAGCCCUGGGACGAGUACGGCUUGAAGGACGGGCAGGAUGAGAGGGAGGCGAAGAUCGCGAUUUGUGACGAUUUCAAGGGCUGGCACGUCAAGAGGCUCGCGCAGGACGAGGAGGAGAGUAAGUCGUACCCCGCGGGUCCGAGACGGUAUGCGGCGUGGAGAGUGUACAACGAGGCGCUGGAUGCACUGCGUGAGCCAGGCAUGAGUGAAGAUGCCUGGGGGACGAAAGUGGACGCCGCGAGGACGCAGAUCAUCAUGUAUGUUCUCACCUUGACCAGCAAAGUGGGUCAUUGGAAGGACAGGGAGGUCGAAAGUGGUGACAAGUUGACGAGCGCGCUGGCGGAUGAAUCUGUGUGA
Messenger RNA from Exophiala xenobiotica, 1956 nucleotides. RefSeq lists its product as uncharacterized. The record is from RefSeq and is a predicted model, not a curated record. The transcript has a single exon. Lineage: Eukaryota; Fungi; Ascomycota; Eurotiomycetes; Chaetothyriales; Herpotrichiellaceae. The coding region runs from base 1 to 1956 and encodes 651 amino acids.